AUGGUAGGUGUUGAACGAAAGUUUAAAUUUUUUGAUAAUUAAUACAUUGUUAAAGAGAAAUUUCAAAUGAAAUUUUAAUUUUAUUAGAUUUUGAUUUUUGUGAGCCUUUCUUACUAAUAGAAACACUUGGUAUUGUUUGUUUUGAUUAGGAUUUGUUUGAUCGUAUAACUUGUCACCCGCAGGUCGCAGCUUAUUUUUGAUUUUUAUGGGUUUGGAGAGGGAUUUUUAGCAUAUUUGGGGAUGUCGAUGAAUUUUUUUAUCAUUUCGUGCUUUAAAUUUUUUUAAUUUGAAAAAUGCCAUUUUUUAAAUUUAAAAUUUUCAGAAUUCUCGCUACAUCUGCGCCCUCAACUCGUCGCGCUCCCAACCAAAACGAAAUUCAAGUCAACGGAGACUUGAACCGACGAAGCCAAGUUCUCCCCACAGGCGCCCCCCAACACCUGUGACAAUAACCCCCAAACAGAACCCCCGCGUUUCACGCAUCGCCGUCGCAGGCGCGGACCCGUGGUCCAGCAAACAGCCGAGAGCGGCCGCAUUCGCUCGCCUAGCGUUGCACCGUUUCAACGGCAACCACCGUACCUCGAGACCACCUUUAUUACGCAUUAACGGGUUGGUCGAACCGCAUUGA
Bursaphelenchus okinawaensis is the source of this 625-nucleotide messenger RNA. NCBI's taxonomy places the organism in Eukaryota, Metazoa, Nematoda, Chromadorea, Rhabditida, Aphelenchoididae. The record is from the annotation of a GenBank genome assembly.